GCGGCCGCGCAGGCGGGGCGGGGCGGGGGCGCGGAUGGCGGCGGGGCCGCGCGAUGCUGCGCUGGCUCGUGGCCGUGCUCAGCCACUCCUGCUUCGGCCCCAGGGGCGGCUCCAUGUUCUACGCGGUGCGCAAGGGCCGGCGGACCGGCGUCUACCGCACCUGGGCGGAGUGCCAGGAGCAGGUGAACAAGUUCCCCUCCGCGAGCUUCAAGAAGUUCGCCACCGAGAAGGACGCGUGGGCCUUCGUGCGCGCCGGCCUCCCGGGGCCGCCGCAGCCCGAGCCGGCAGAGGCAUUUAGUUCUCCAGCUGUAACACAAGAAAAUGGUAGCCAGAGGGAGGAACCAGACUUAAAUACCAUGUGUUGCAGUACAUGUAAAAGGCCAUAUGAACAGUCUACAAACGAAGAGCAGAUUGCAAAGCGUGUAAAACAUGAUGAAUUACACUCAGUGUGCUCAGUACCAACAGUCAGUGAAGAUAAGUUUUCAUAUAUGGGUGACUUUGCAGUUGUUUAUACAGAUGGUUGUUGCUCUGGUAAUGGACGUAACAGGGCACGUGCUGGAAUAGGUGUCUACUGGGGACCAGGCCACCCUUUAAAUACCAGUGAGAGACUUCCUGGACGGCAGACUAAUCAAAGAGCAGAAAUCCAUGCAGCCUGCAAAGCAAUAGAGCAAGCCAAGAGUCAAAACAUCAAGAAGUUAAUAAUCUACACUGACAGCAAGUUUACUAUUAAUGGUAUUACCAGCUGGGUUGACAACUGGAAAACAAAUGGCUGGAGAACAAGUUCAGGAGGAAGUGUAAUAAAUAAAGAAGAUUUUGAAAGACUUGAUAAUCUAGUAAAAGACAUAGAAAUUCAGUGGAUGCACAUUCCUGGUCAUGCUGGCUUCCAAGGAAAUGAAGAAGCUGACAGACUAGCAAGAGAAGGAGCUUGUAAACCAAAGUGCUGAUGGCUUGGGACUAGAGACUGUUGCAUUGGGAAGAAAGGGCCUAACAUGACAGCAACAAUUUGAACUGCUGUAAUUGUUUCGGAGUUGAACUUUGAGCUGUACUUCUUUCUGGCCUGAAGCCCUAAAUAUAAACGAACUUCUGGGAAGGAAAACCCCAAAUUUUCUUCUGUUGCAUUUGUUUUACAGUUAAGACAAUAUUUAGUUGAUGAUACUGAUAUUUGUUUUUUCUCCAUCUAUUGGAAGGGCUGUGGUCAGUGCUUUUAGCUGUGUUGUGUACUUACGAACUCACCUUAAAGACAGGCUUCUGAAGAAGUAAUUUUAAAUCAAAGUGUUCUGUAUUUUCCUCUUAAUGAAAUAAAUGUCUUUUUUUUUUUUUUUUUUUU
This is a messenger RNA of Passer montanus (Eurasian tree sparrow), 1327 nucleotides long. RefSeq names its product ribonuclease H1 (gene RNASEH1). Gene Ontology annotation, biological process: DNA replication, removal of RNA primer. Lineage: Eukaryota; Metazoa; Chordata; Aves; Passeriformes; Passeridae. The record is from RefSeq and is a predicted model, not a curated record. Gene Ontology annotation, molecular function: nucleic acid binding; magnesium ion binding; RNA-DNA hybrid ribonuclease activity. The transcript has 8 exons. The coding region runs from base 54 to 944 and encodes 296 amino acids.